Messenger RNA from Fusarium redolens, 1295 nucleotides. RefSeq names its product t-SNARE. NCBI's taxonomy places the organism in Eukaryota, Fungi, Ascomycota, Sordariomycetes, Hypocreales, Nectriaceae. Bases 261 to 1295 code for a protein of 344 amino acids. The record is from RefSeq and is a predicted model, not a curated record. Gene Ontology annotation, cellular component: SNARE complex; membrane; endomembrane system. Gene Ontology annotation, molecular function: SNARE binding; SNAP receptor activity. The transcript is spliced from 3 exons. Gene Ontology annotation, biological process: vesicle fusion; intracellular protein transport; vesicle-mediated transport.
CCUAAACAGAAAUGGAAGGGGACACUCAUCCCCUGUCAUUUUAGCCAACGGAAGUGGUCCAGUGUCGUAAUGCUUCCAGCCAAAGCCAGCUAUCAGCCUCAACCCGCAUCUCGGCUCUAUUCGCGAUCUUCUCACUCAUGACGACAAUACUUUCCUCACCUCUCGUCCUAUGACGUUCACACUCGCGAUUUAAUCUAGUCGAAAACCCUCAUUCUAUUGCUCCGCCUGACGAUAGCUUCAGUCCCUAAUUUGCGUCCGCCAUGUGGCGAGACCGCACGAACCUAUACAUCUCCUACCGGCAGUCUUACGCGCAUCACCCUACACAGCGAAGACCAUAUGGACCGGGCGCCCUUGCUUCUGGUCCGCUUGCCGACACCUAUACCAGCAGCUAUGCAAACGAUGACCGCCGCGGCCUUCUGUCGGCUGGCGCAUUCGAAGACGAUGGCGAUGCCGUGAUUGAGAUGGACUUACUGCCCCCUCGAUGGGCUGAUGUUUCGGAUGAGAUCACAGACUUGCUCGCCAAUAUCGCGACAAAGGGCCAGAGCUUGGAGAAGCUACAUCAAAAGCAUGUGCUACCUGGGUUCAAUGAUGAAGACGCUAAAAGGGCUGAGGAAACGCAAAUAGAGAAACUUACACAAGAGAUCACCAAGGGUUUUCAUGACUGCCAUCGCUGCAUUCAACGAAUCGAACAAAUGGUGCGGGAAUCACAGCACGCAGGUACGAUCACAAGGGCAGAGGAGACCAUGGCCAAGAACAUACAAAUUUCGCUGGCUGCUCGAGUUCAAGAUGCAAGCGCUAGCUUCAGAAAGAAGCAAAGUGCUUAUCUAAAAAAGCUUCGUGGCAUGGGUGGCUUCGGCGGUUUGAGUCCUGGCGAGAGAUCUAGUACACCCCAGCCAGGUUCCUAUCUCGACCCGUCUCUUCAAGAAUCUGAUGCAGAUCGAUCCUUUUCACAAUCGACACUCCAAGCAACUCAACAGCAAAGAGUACUCCAUUCUAAUGAUGCUGCCAUUGCUCAACGCGAACGAGAGAUUGAGGAUAUUGCCCAAGGCAUUAUCGAACUGUCGGAUCUCUUUCGAGAUCUCCAGAACAUGGUCAUCGACCAGGGCACAAUGCUGGAUCGUAUCGACUACAAUGUUGAGCGCAUGAACACUGAUGUCAAAGCCGCUGACAAGGAGCUAGUUGUAGCUUCUGGCUACCAGCGGAGGACGACCAAGCGCAAGAUCAUUCUCCUCCUCAUUCUUAUCAUCUUUGGCAUGAUCAUUCUGUUGGUGAUCAAACCCAAGAAGCAUGGGUAG